This is a messenger RNA of Mya arenaria, 2881 nucleotides long. Its product is annotated as adhesive plaque matrix protein-like. The record is from RefSeq and is a predicted model, not a curated record. The transcript has 4 exons. Gene Ontology annotation, molecular function: lysozyme activity. Lineage: Eukaryota; Metazoa; Mollusca; Bivalvia; Myida; Myidae. Bases 1 to 2490 code for a protein of 829 amino acids.
AUGGCCAACGACCCAGGGACCAACAACGCAAUGGCCAACAACCCAGGGACCCACAACGCAAUGGCCAACAACCCAGGGGCCUACAACGCAAUGGCCAAUAACACAGGAACCUACAACGCAAUGGCAAACAACCCAGGAACCUACAACGCAAUGGCCAACAACCCAGGGACCUACAACGCAAUGGCCAACAACCCAGGGACCAACAACGCAAUGGCCAACAACCCAGGGACCAACAACGCAAUGGCCAACAACACAGGAACCUACAACGCAAUGGCAAACAAACCAGGAACCUACAACGCAAUGGCCAACAACCCAGGGACCUACAACGCAAUGGCCAACAACCCAGGGACCAACAACGCAAUGGCUUACAACCCAGGGACCUACAACGCAAUGGCCAACAACCCAGGGACCUACAACGCAAUGGCCAACAACCCAGGGACCAACAACGCAAUGGCCAACAACCCAGGGGCCUACAACGCAAUGGCCAACAACCCAGGGACCUACAACGCAAUGGCCAACAACCCAGGGACCAACAACGCAAUGGCAAACAACUCAGGAACCUACAACGCAAUGGCCAACAACCGAGGGACCUACAACGCAAUGGCCAACAACCCAGGAACCAACAACGCAACCGCCAACAACCCAGGAACCUACAACGCAAUGGCCAACAACCCAGGAACCUACAACGCAAUGGCCAACAACCCAGGGACCUACAACGCAAUGGCCAACAACCCAGGGGCCAACAACGCAAUGGCCAACAACCCAGGAACCUACAACGCAAUGGCCAACAACCCAGGAACCUACAACGCAAUGGCCAACAACCCAGGGACCUACAACGCAAUGGCCAACAACCCAGGGACCAACAACGCAAUGGCCAACAACCCAGGGACCAACAACGCAAUGGCCAACAACCCAGGGACCUACAACGCAAUGGCCAACAACCCAGGGACCUACAACGCAAUGGCCAACAACCCAGGGACCAACAACGCAAUGGCCAACAACCCAGGAACCUACAACGCAAUGGCCAACAACCCAGGGACCUACAACGCAAUGGCCAACAACCCAGGAACCAACAACGCAACCGCCAACAACCCAGGGACCAACAACGCAACGGCCAACAACCCAGGGACCUACAACGCAAUGGCCAACAACCCAGGGACCUACAACGCAAUGGCCAACAACCCAGGGGCCUACAACGCAAUGGCCAACAACCCAGGGACCAACAACGCAAUGGCCAACAACCCAGGGACCUACAACGCAAUGGCCAACAACCCAGGGACCUACAACGCAAUGGCCAACAACCCAGGGACCUACAACGCAAUGGCCAACAACCCAGGGACCUACAACGCAAUGGCCAACAACCCAGGGACCUACAACGCAAUGGCCAACAACCCAGGGACCUACAACGCAAUGGCCAACAACCCAGGGACCAACAACGCAAUGGCCAACAACCCAGGGACCUACAACGCAACGGCCAACAACCCAGGGACCUACAACGCAAUGGCCAACAACCCAGGGACCAACAACGCAAUGGCCAACAACCCAGGGACCUACAACGCAAUGGCCAACAACCCAGGGACCAACAACGCAAUGGCCAACAACCCAGGGACCUACAACGCAAUGGCCAACAACCCAGGGACCAACAACGCAACCGCCAACAACCCAAGGACCUACAACGCAAUGGCCAACAACCCAGGGACCAACAACGCAAUGGCCAACAACCCAGGGACCUACAACGCAAUGGCCAACAAUCCAGGGACCAACAACGCAAUGGCCAACAACCCAAGGACCUACAACGGACCAACAACGCAAUGGCCAACAACCCAGGGACCUACAACGCAAUGGCCAACAACACAAGGACCAACAACGCAAUGGCCAACAACCCAGGGACCAACAACGCACAGGCCAACAACCCAGGGACCAACAACGAAAUGGCCAACAACCCAGGGAUCUACAACGCAAUGGCCAACAACUCAGGGACCUACAACGCAACCACCAAUAACUCAGGCAAGUACUGAGUCACCUUCGUGGCUAAGCAGCUCACAGAUGCAAAGUAUUAAGGAACAACUCAGGAUAGACGAAGGAGUUAUAUACAAAGUCUACAAGGACUCUUUGAAUAAAUUAACGUUUGGUGUUGGUCAUUUAAUAACCGAAAAUGAUCCGGAGUAUGGAAAACCAGUCGGUACCCCUGUGAGUGAGGAACGGGUGGACGCGGUAUUCAAAACUGACGUAGCGGAAGCUGUAAAACUAACCCAGAGUAUAUACGAUCCGGGAUGUCAGACCUGGCCGGGCGAAGUGAAGGAGAUUAUGGUCAACAUGGCCUUCAACCUGGGAGGAAACCUGAAGAAGCUAAGAAAGGUCAAGAGGGCUUUAAAUAAACGAAACUGGCAGAAGGCUGCAGAUAAAAUGAAGGACAGUGACUGGUACACACAGGUCGGGGAUAGAGCGGAGCGACUCGUGGAGAGGAUGCGGAACGUGGAGGAGAAAUAAAAUCUGAAAAACGACAUUGUCAUCUUUAUAUGUAUCGUUAUUUUCUAACGUGUGCCAUCAUUGGCUUUCAAAUCAUAUUUCUAUUUUGUAAACUUUUCUAUCGACCCGUGAAAAUAUUUAAUUAUAUAUAUAUAUAUCUCUCUAUAGUAUUGCACGUAUGCAUAUUUUCAUUAUCUUGUUUAUCGUAAGUGUUAUAUAUCUAAAUUUAUGACAUAACUUACGGCACAGGAGUGAAAACACCCCAUGCAGUUAUUUUCAUAUAUAACUAGUGUUAUAACUAUGCAAAUUCGGUUACCGCAUCACAGAAAUAUGUAUUCAUACGCGCUAUCAAAAAGUGUAUAACAAACAUUAGAAACAAUGUUUCAAAAGAAAUCGUGUCGGUGUGCACAAA